CUGGUGGGUCUGCUGAUGGCUGUGUUCUCCAGUGCAGGAAACUGGUACUGGUGGCUUCUGCUGCCAACAUUCAUGUCCAUGAUGUGCCCGAUUGUGUCCAGUGCUCUGGCAUCUAUUAACAGUCGAUGGGAUCUUCCUGUGUUCACGCUGCCCUUCAACAUCCUGGUGUGUCUCCACAUGGUCGCCACAGGCCACUACAACCACCACUUCCCCCAAAUCCUCAUUCAGCCACGAUCGGCAUUCCCCAACAUUACCUGGGCUGAAAUUGAUGUCGCAAAGCUGUUCAUGUCAGUGCCAGUAGGAAUAGGUCAGGUCUACGGCUGUGACAACCCUUGGACUGGAGGCAUCUUUAUCAUCUCUCUCUUUAUCUCCUCCCCAAUCACCUGUGUUCAUGCUGUCCUGGGAUCUGCAGUGGGGAUGGUUUCAGGUCUGGCCCUGGCAGCUCCUUUUGGAGACAUUUACUUUGGCCUCUGGGGAUACAACUGUGUGUUAGCCUGCAUUGCUAUUGGAGGAAUGUUUUAUGCUCUCACCUGGCAAGUGCAUCUGCUUGCUAUCACAUGUGCUUUUUUCUGCGCAUACCUUGGCUCAGCCAUCGCCAACAUCAUGUCCAGGUUUGGUCUGCCAGCCUGCACCUGGCCUUUCUGCCUGUCUGCCCUCACUUUCCUUCUCUUAACCACGGGGACCAAAAGGAUCUUUAAACUGCCACUGGCCAAAGUGACCUACCCUGAGAAAAACCUGAGGUUCUUCUGGAAGCUGAAGAAGCAGGAAAAGAUGGAGAAAGCUGAAAAAGAGAAGAAGGAGAGGGAGGAGCAGCAGAGAGCCAUUGAAGAAGAAGUUACACUAAACGAUAAAGUGCAACUUAGGAUAGAGCUCGAAAGAUUGGAGCAAAGGAACACAGAAAGUGACGCUCAAAGUGAGGUUAAAAAUGACUCGACGCAAAUUGAUGUACCUCAAACACUCGAAGGUCCCGGAGAAGAAAGUAACAGUGAAAAUGAUUUGAUCGAGAUCACGCUCACUGAUUAUGUUUAAAGUUAAAUUUCUGCAGAGAGAGAUUAAACUUACAAA
Messenger RNA from Archocentrus centrarchus (flier cichlid), 1065 nucleotides. RefSeq names its product solute carrier family 14 member 2 (gene slc14a2). Gene Ontology annotation, biological process: urea transmembrane transport. Lineage: Eukaryota; Metazoa; Chordata; Actinopteri; Cichliformes; Cichlidae. Gene Ontology annotation, molecular function: urea transmembrane transporter activity. The record is from RefSeq and is a predicted model, not a curated record. Gene Ontology annotation, cellular component: membrane.